UGUUAAUCAGGCAUGUGUUUUGGCCUUGAAGGUCUGGAGGGCUGAAAAAUCAAUAUUUGCCACACAGUCAGCUUGUUUUCCACCAAGAGUGGCUGAAGUCUCUGGUGUUGGGCAGACAGUCAUGAUCUUUUGUGUUUAAGUUUGACCUGCAAAUGUGUACAUAAGUGCAAUGAGUAGUAUGUUGUUGUAAAAUGACUCCAUAAUCAUGGAAGUAAAGGAGACCUAAACAAUUUGUGUUUAUAGUCUCAUGUCUAAUAAUGACAUUUUUGUUUACUGAAACUCAAGUCAAAUAAUUUUGACUAUGAACCGCUACAUAACUCUCAACCAACUAGGUGAUGGAACGUAUGGAUCUGUAGUUUUGGGACAAAGAGUGGACACUGGAGAGAAAGUUGCUAUUAAAAGAAUGAAAAGAAAAUAUUAUUCCUGGGAUGAAGCUAUGAAUUUACGUGAAGUCAAGUCUCUGAAGAAAUUAAGUCAUGCAAAUGUAGUGAAGUUAAAAGAAGUAAUUCGAGAAAAUGACACUUUGUACUUUGUUUUUGAGUACAUGAAAGAAAAUUUGUAUCAACUGAUGAAGGACAGAGAUAAAUUUUUUCCAGAACCUGUUAUUCGUAACAUGAUUUACCAGGUGCUCCAAGGCCUUGCAUUUAUGCAUCGGCAUGGAUUCUUUCAUCGUGAUAUGAAGCCAGAAAAUUUACUUUGUAUGGGACCUGAACUUGUAAAAAUUGCAGAUUUUGGACUCGCACGAGAAAUACGAUCUCGUCCACCUUAUACAGAUUAUGUCUCCACACGAUGGUAUCGAGCACCUGAAGUUCUUCUACACUCGACUAACUACAGCAGUCCUAUUGAUAUUUGGGCAGUAGGAUGCAUAAUGGCAGAAUUGUAUACAUUUCGUCCUCUGUUUCCUGGGAACAGUGAAAUAGAUGAAAUAUUCAAGAUAUGCUCUAUUCUCGGUACUCCAGAUAAGAGAGACUGGCCAGAGGGUUACCAUCUUGCAAAUGCUAUGAACUUUAAGUUUCCUCAAUUUUCACCCACACCACUCAGUACAAUUAUACCCAAUGCCAGUAAAGAAUCAGUGUACUUAAUGGAAGAGAUGUUAAGCUGGAAUCCAGUUCGUCGACCUACAGCACAACAGGCUCUCAGAGAUCCAUAUUUUCAAGUUGGACAAAAAUUGGGACCCACUCAAUUUGAUGCUGGAAAGUCUAAAAGCCAUAUUUUAUCUCAAAGCUUUGGACCCAAAGUUUCUGCUUCUUCACUUGCAUUUAACUAUGGUGGAAACAUAAAUACUAAACCCAUAGUUUCAAUGGCUCAAAACAUGAAUUCCCAGCAGCUGUCAGUGGGUUAUAGUGAAGUACCUAAUCAACCUAAACCCAUUCAACCUCUGCAAAAUACAGAAAAUAAACACAAUAUUGAGAUUCAAAAGGAAAAGAAACAGGCAACAAGAAUGAUGCAGAGAGAGGAAAUUGGAUCUGUUUUGGGGAAAAAGGUGGAUUUUGAUGGCCACAUGUCAACUCAUGGAGAAUUGAAAGAAAACAGGCCUAAUUGGCUUGAUUAUCCAGUUCAACCUCCCCUGCAGUCUAACCCUAAAAUGAGUGCAAAACAACAUUACCUAAGGGUAGCACGUUAUGUGGCUGGACACAGUACAAAUGUUCUUCAGCUGUCAGCAUGGCUCGUCAGAGUGGAGGAAUACAUGGGCGGACAGAUUGGGCAGCAAAGUACUUAAAAUGAAGGUGUGGGUGCAAGUAUUACUGUGAUAUAAAGUUAAACAGGUUAAGUAUUUAUGUGCCUGUUAAUGCUGUAAGUGUUAUUGGUGUGAAGGACCAAGAUUAUUUUUAAUACACAAGAGUUUGGGCAGUUUUUAAUCACUGACAACCAUAAUCCAUUCAAUUGCAUGUGCCUCAGUUCUGUAAAUAGAUAUAUAUAUAUAUAAUAUGUACAACUGUUUUGAUUUUCCAAAUAAAGUACUAUUCGUCACCACC
This is a messenger RNA of Gryllus bimaculatus (two-spotted cricket), 1976 nucleotides long. The record is from the annotation of a GenBank genome assembly. NCBI's taxonomy places the organism in Eukaryota, Metazoa, Arthropoda, Insecta, Orthoptera, Gryllidae.